This is a messenger RNA of Dermacentor andersoni, 533 nucleotides long. Lineage: Eukaryota; Metazoa; Arthropoda; Arachnida; Ixodida; Ixodidae. The record is from RefSeq and is a predicted model, not a curated record.
AGGCUGCACAGGUGAACGAUCGGCGAACCGUCGUCUACGGCAAGGAUGACACUAUCCAAGAUUGUUGCUUCUCGCAUCGCCGUUUUAAUAAUACUCGCUGUUUUCCUAAGAUUCACGUUUGGAGGUAAACUGAGUCAAACAACGGAGCCAGUGAAAGGAUGCCCCAUCGUGAAAGGAGAUUUCACUUUUCCGCCGCGCAAUACGUCUCUACUGGGACAAUAUUGCGCAUUAGGCAACGGCGAGAAAAUCCAAAAUACGAGAGAAACGGACCCUCGCUGGAUUGGAUCGCUCACCUUUAAUGGCACUUGUCAUGUUUGCUGCGCUCGUGGAGGUGCCUUUACAAACACAACCUAUUCCGUGAUUAAUAAGCUUCCCAAAAAGAUAUGCAAAAAACGAAAAUCAGCGAAAAAAAACCUUUAGAUCGAGGACAAAAGGUACAGGAUUUUGAAGUCCUAGGCCUAAGGCAGCAGAUCAGGUUAACACCACAAAACAUAUUCCCGGCAGCGCUUUGAAAUAAAGGAGUACUGCAUGAA